UAUAGUGUGAAAAUGCAUCCUGGUAGUUGCAUUAAAUCGCACCUGUUGAUGAUGAAUCUGAAGUUCCAAAAGGCAAAUCUACUGGGAAUUGAUUUAUCAAGAGAACAAUGGGUCCAACUUAUCCUCAAUAGUCUUCCUCCGGAGAAUAAUGAAUUUGUAAUCUCUUACAUGAUCAACAAUUCUAACUCCUCCGACAUGGACAAGCUCGAAGCAGAAUUACGGGCCCAUGAACGGAACUUGAUUGCAAUGGGUCCCCCUGGGUUUGCAAUCAAUAAUCGAAGGAAAAGGACUAGGUAUGAAGGAUCUAGCAAAACUGCUUCUUCAAGUACAAUUAUCAGACAUAAUCUUCUAUGUUCGAUUUUUAAUGGAAAGGGUCAUCAUGAAGAACGAUGUCCCAGGCUUCUAAACAAUUCAAACGAAGUUGCUUGAAACUUGGGAAAAUCUGCUUCCAGGAGAGUUACAGCUUAAAGUUGGCAAUGGCGAAUUAGUAUCGGUCAAAGCUAGAGGAAAAGCCCGCAUCAAGUUUCAACAAAGAUUUUUAAUUUUAGAAAAUGUUUUAUUUAUUCCAAACUUUAGUAGAAACUUGAUUAGUGUCUCAUGUUUGCAAACACAAUCUUAUAUAUUGAAUUUUUCGAGUACAAAUUGUUCAAUUUCUCGUAAUGGAUUUCAAAUAUGUGUUGCUAUAAUGGAACAAGGGCUUUAUGUUUUAAGACCGAGUACUCAAAUCUCACUAAAUAGUGAACUUUUCAGUGUAGCUAGACCUAGAAACCUAAAAACAAAAGAGAUUGAUAAUGAUGAUCAAACUUAUCUAUGGCAUUUACGUUUAGGUCAUAUAGGCUUUGAUAGACUCAAUAGGCUCACCAAAGACGGUCCAUUGAAAAAUGUCGUCUUAGGUGAACUGCCAGUAUGCGAGUCCUGCCUAGAAGGAAAAAUGACUAAACGUUCUUUCUCUGCAAAGGGAGAGCGUGCCAAAAUCCCUCUAGGGUUAGUGCAUUCUGAUGUCUGCGGACCUUUGAAUGUCAAAGCCCGAGGUGGUUAUGAGUAUUUUGUCACUUUCAUUGACGAUUUCUCUAGAUAUAGUUUUCUUUA
Molecule: messenger RNA, 1089 nt
Organism: Cannabis sativa
Lineage: Eukaryota; Viridiplantae; Streptophyta; Magnoliopsida; Rosales; Cannabaceae
Exons: 2
Coding region: 13-429 (138 amino acids)
Source: RefSeq, a predicted model, not a curated record